Molecule: messenger RNA, 5872 nt
Organism: Fundulus heteroclitus (mummichog)
Lineage: Eukaryota; Metazoa; Chordata; Actinopteri; Cyprinodontiformes; Fundulidae
Gene: si
Product: sucrase-isomaltase (alpha-glucosidase)
Exons: 48
Coding region: 87-5555 (1822 amino acids)
Biological process (GO): carbohydrate metabolic process
Molecular function (GO): alpha-1,4-glucosidase activity; carbohydrate binding
Source: RefSeq, a predicted model, not a curated record
UAAGUGGUUCUGUGUUGGAAGUAGUAAGAUGAUACACUGUGUUGAAGGUUAUUUUUAGGAGAGUAGCGCAAGCUAAAUGAAGACAAAUGGGUAAAAGGAAGUGGUCCAGUUUGGAAGUGAUUCUUUUGGUCCUGUUUCUCCUGAUGACCAUAGUGGCCAUCACUAUGAUCAUCCUUUUUGUCACCGGAGAACCUGGUGUCAUUUCAGAUGAAAGACCAGAUGAAUUUGUUCCUCAGUGCCCCAACAUUCCUUUGACUGAAAGAGUGGACUGUUACCCUGAUGCUGGAGCCUCAAUGUUGAGAUGUGAGGAGCGUGGCUGCUGCUGGAGUCCGCUGAAUGAGCGAAAUGUUCCCUGGUGUUUCUUCCCAACCAACCACGGAUACACUGUGCAAUCAGUACACAGCACCAACUCUUAUGAGCUGCAUGCUGAAUUGGAGAGAAUGGUCUCUCCUUCUAUGUUUGGUGGCGACAUACAGCAGCUGACACUGCAUGCAGAAAUGCAGACAAGCAAUCGACUUCAUUUUAAGAUCUUCGAUGCCAAAAGCAAGAGGUUUGAGGUCCCUCAUGAGCACAUCCCUACAGUCAAGAGCGACUACACAAGCCCUAUCAGCGACACACUCGAAAUCACAAACAACCCCUUUGGCCUGACUGUGCGCAGAAAGGAGAACAAGAAAAUUCUGUUUGACACCACUAUGGCUCCACUUGUGUUUGCGGACCAGUACAUACAGUUGUCUGCUAGGCUUCCAUCUCACAACAUCUACGGUCUGGGGGAGCAUGUGCAUCAAAGAUUUCGCCACGACACAAACUGGAGAACUUGGCCCAUUUUUACCCGAGAUGCUUUCCCUAAUGGGGGAACACACAAUCUCUAUGGACACUAUCCCUUCUUCCUCUGUCUGGAAGAUGAGAGUGGAAAGUCAUUUGGGGUGUUUCUGCUGAACAGCAAUGCCAUGGAGGUGACUUUGCAGCCUGCCCCAGCGGUGACCUACAGGACCAUCGGAGGAAUCCUUGACUUCUACAUCAUGUUUGGGGACACACCAGAACAAGUGGUGCAGGAAUUUGUCGAGCUCAUUGGCAGGCCUGUCAUUCCUGCCUACUGGUCCCUGGGCUUCCAGCUUUCUCGGUGGAACUACGGUAACCUCACUGAAGUCAAAGCCACAGUGGAGAGGAACCGCGCUGUGGACCUCCCAUAUGACAUUCAAUACACUGACAUAGACUACAUGGAAGACAAGAAAGAUUUCACCUAUGAUAAAGUGAAGUUUCGGGAGCUGCCUCAGUUUGCUGACUACCUUCAUGAAAAGGGGCAGAGGUAUAUCCUCAUUCUGGACCCUGCAAUAGCAACUAGUAAAAGGGUAGGGGAUACUCCAUAUGAUUCAUAUGACCGUGGUACUGCGAAAGGCGCUUGGGUCUUUGAAUCAGAUGGAAAAACACCUAUUGUAGGAGAGGUUUGGCCAGGGGAGACGGUAUUCCCAGACUACACCAGCCAAAACUGCAUCGACUGGUGGGUAGAUGAAUACGAGCGAUUCUACCAGGAGAUCAAACACGAUGCCCUCUGGAUUGACAUGAAUGAAGUGGCUAAUUUCCAGAAAGGAUCAGUUAAAGGCUGCGUUGAUAACAAACUGAACUACCCACCCUACACUCCAAAGAUUAUAGAUGAGGUGAUGUACAGUAAGACUCUUUGUAUGGAUGCCAAGCAGGCCUGGGGGGACCACUAUGAUGUCCACAGUUUGUACGGCUACUCUAUGGUGCUGGCCUCUGAAAAAGCCCUGGAACGUGUGUUCGGGUCAAACCGUACCCUGUUGCUGACGCGCUCCUCCUUCCCAGGUGUGGGGAAAUAUUCAGGACAUUGGUUGGGUGACAAUGGUGCCAACUGGAACGACAUAAAAUGGGCUAUUCCUGGCAUGCUGGAGUUUGGGCUAUUCGGAGUUCCCUACAUCGGAGCCGACAUCUGUGGAUUCUUUGAUGAUUCAAGUGAAGAGUUGUGUCGUCGCUGGAUGCAGGUUGGAGCUUUCUAUCCCUUCAGUCGGAACCACAACGCUGAGGGCUACAGGCCCCAGGAUCCUGCUUUUUACGGUGCCGACUCAGUGCUGGUGAGAAGCUCCAGACAUUACCUAAGGAUACGUUACACUCUCCUGCCCUACCUCUACACACUCUUUUACAAAGCCCACACCACAGGGGAGACAGUUGUACGUCCUCUUAUGCACGAGUUCUACUCUGACAGCGCCACCUGGGAUGUAGAUCGCCAGUUUCUCUGGGGAAAAUACCUGCUCAUCACACCUGUGCUUGAUCCGGGUGUGGAAAAUGUCCGGGCAUAUAUUCCAGAUGCGGUGUGGUAUAACUAUGAAACGAUGGAACGGAUAAGAGACCGCAAAGUCUUUGUUGAAAUGUAUCUACCUGCUGACAAGCUUGGCUUACACAUCAGAGGAGGCGCUAUACUUCCUACACAGAAACCCGAAGUCACCACAACAUACAGUCGGCGUAACCCAAUGGGUCUGAUCGUUGCUCUUGAUGACAACAACCAAGCAGCUGGUGAGCUAUUCUGGGAUGAUGGAGAUACCCGAGGCACUGUAGAAAAUGGCAACCAUAUCCACUACCAGUUCUCUUUUGACAACGGAAGACUUAAGUUGCAGGUGACCAAGGCUGGCUACAAGGAUCCAAAUAAUCUUGAAUUUGACAACAUCACCAUCAUGGGAGUGCCUGAUCCUCCCUUGUCUAUCUCUGUGACUCACAUUCCCACUGAAGGUGGUUCUGGCACAACCACAGUACUGCCAAACUCCACGUACUACCAUGAUGGAGCUAAGCAGGUGCUUUUCCUGUACGACCUGUCAUUGACCCUGGGUGAGAGCUACACAAUUGAGUGGGACAUGAUAAACGAAGAUCUUCAACGUUUUGACUGCUAUCCAGAGGAGAAUGCAGAUGAAACCAAAUGCAAGGCCAGGGGCUGUCUUUGGAAAGAAAGUACUAUUACUGGGGCUCCUUGGUGUUACUAUCCAAGUGACUAUGGUUAUGCCGUUACAACACCCGAAAUUACCAAUUCUGGUAUCACACUUGAUAUCACUAGGAAUAUGAAGUACAAGAGCAGCGGCCGUCCAGGCUCACCAGACGUUAACAACCUUCGUGUCCAGAUUCGGUAUCAUACCAGCAACAUGCUACAGUUCAAGAUUUGGGACCCAGCAAAUGAGCGCUUUGAGGUACCAGUGCCACUGUCAGUUCCUACUACUCCUGAGACGGAUGAAAACAAAAGGCUUUACAAGGUCUCAUUCACUGAGAAUCCAUUUGGCAUCCAGGUCAUAAGAAAGAGUACAGGAACCAAGAUCUGGGACUCCGCUGUGCCAGGUUUUACCUUUUCCGACAUGUUUAUCCAAGUGUCGACUCGACUGUCAUCAAAGUUUGUCUACGGCUUUGGAGAAACGGAGCAUCCCACCUAUAAGCAUGAUCUUAACUACCAUACAUGGGGGAUGUUCUCCAAGGACCAGCCUCCUGGUUACAAGAUGAAUUGCUAUGGAGUGCAUCCCUUCUACAUGGGCCUUGAGGAUACAGCUGAUGCUCAUGGGGUGCUGUUGUUAAACAGUAAUGCAAUGGAUGUGACUUUCCAGCCAACUCCUGCUUUGACCUACCGCACUCUUGGAGGCAUCUUGGAUUUCUACAUGGUCCUCGGACCAACACCUGAGAUGGUUGUGCAGGAGUACACCGCACUGAUUGGACGACCUGUUCUACCUGCUUACUGGUCCCUUGGGUUUCAGCUUUGUCGCUAUGGUUAUGCCAAUGACUCUGAAAUAGCAGAGCUAUACAGUGACAUGACUGCAGCUGGUAUACCCUAUGAUGUGCAAUACGCAGACAUUGACUAUAUGGACCGUCAGCUAAACUUUGUCUUGGACCCGGAGUUUAAAGAUCUCCCAAACCUGGUUGACAGAAUGAGAGGAGAAGGCAUGAGGUUCAUCUUCAUUCUGGAUCCAGCCAUCUCAGGCAAUGAAACCAGUUACCCUGCUUUUGACAAUGGGAAAAAAGCUGAUGUCUUCAUCAAAUGGCCGAGUAAUCUCCCUGAUGAAAUUGUGUGGGGAAAGGUCUGGCCUGAUUUUCCAAAUGUCACAGUUAAUGAAGAUCUUGACUGGGACACCCAAGUACAGAUCUAUCGGGCAUAUACUGCAUUCCCAGACUUCUUCCGUACUCAGACCGCAAUAUGGUGGCUAGAAGAAAUUAGGGAAUUCUACAAAGAAAUGAAGUUUGAUGGUCUUUGGAUUGAUAUGAAUGAACCUGCAAGUUUUGUCCAUGGCACAGUUGGUGGUAACUGUCUGGGUAAUCACCUGCUAGAGAACCCUCCAUAUAUGCCACCUCUGGAGUCCAAACAUAUGGGCUUGAACCACAAGACCCUUUGCAUGAACAGUGAACAGAUACUCAGCAAUGGAAAGAAAGUGAAGCAUUAUGAUGUCCAUAACCUCUAUGGAUGGUCCCACACCAAACCUACCUAUGAUGCUUUGCUGGAAGUGACUGGUAAAAGAGGAAUAGUUGUGACUAGAUCUACCUACCCAACGAGUGGGAAAUGGGCAGGACAUUGGCUGGGAGACAACAAUGCUAGCUGGGACCAGCUGUACAAAUCCAUCAUAGGCAUGAUGGAAUUCAGUCUGUUCGGCAUUCCUUAUACUGGUGCAGACAUCUGUGGGUUCUUUAACACAGCUGAAUAUCAAAUGUGUCUUCGCUGGAUGCAACUGGGUGCCUUCUAUCCAUUCUCACGUAACCACAAUGGCAAGGGCAACCCGAGACAAGAUCCUGUAGCCUGGGAUGCCAACUUUGCAAAGGCGUCCCGGGACGUCUUGAACAUCCGUUAUACCCUCCUGCCGUACCUAUACCUGCUGAUGUUUGAGGCACACACUAAAGGAAACACAGUUGUCAGACCAGUGCUGCAUGAGUUUGUAAAAGACAAAGCUACAUGGGACAUCUACAAACAGUUCCUGUGGGGACCUGCCCUCCUCAUUACCCCUGCUCUAGACCCAAAUGUUACAGCGGUAGAAGGCUAUCUUCCAGACGCACGCUGGUAUGACUACCAUACAGCCAAGAAUGUUGGUGUGCGUGCCACAACAAUCACAAUGAACACACCACUGGACCACAUUAACCUUCAUGUCAGAGGUGGAUAUAUCCUACCAUGGCAAAAACCAGAGAACUCCACAUUUUACAGUCGAAAGAAUCCUUUGGGACUCAUUGUUGCCCUGAGUGACUCUGGAAGUGCUCAAGGAUCAUUCUUCUGGGACGACGGAGAAGGAAUAGACACAGUUGGAAGAAACCAAUAUCUCCUGACCUCCUUUGUGGCAGAAGGGAAAAAGUUGUUCAGUCAGGUUGUUCACAACGGUCUAAAUCCGACUGACUAUCUGAACCUGGGUGUGGUGAAGGUUUGGGGAGCAGGCAAUGUCACGGUCACAGCAGCAACCCUAACAGACUCUAGUGGAUUGACGCACCCACUUCCUGUGAAGCACAAUACCACCACUGAGGAGCUGAUUAUGGAUGCUACCUCAUUGGCUGUUCCUCUGCACACGCCUUUCAGUAUAACAUGGAAGACAGGCUGAAAGUGAUACUAUUUUUUGUGUUUUUUUGUUAUGUGAAACAAAAUAUAUGACAUUAAAUCUCUGACCUUAAUUUAUUCUAUCAGUGCUGAAUCUAUUUAAAAAACACAAGUUCCUCUUUCAUUAAUGUGUGUUAAAAUUAAAUGUUAAACAUAAAACUAUGUGAUGAAUAAAAUCUUUGAUAAUGUACAAAUUGUACAAAUGUACAAAUUGUGAUAACUCCAUUUAUUUUGCACUUCUUUAUGACACAUACCUUGAUACAACGAUGAAAAGAAGUAUGCUCUUAAACUCAAAAUCCCUCCAAUAGAAUGAUUUGACUA